UGUAGCUAGAAGCGGCUGCUCAGAUUCUAUGCAAGGUGGGGAAGAGGAGGAGGAGGGAGGAGGAGGAGGAGGAGGUAACUAGGCUCGCUCAGAUCUCCUCCCCUCAGUCCCCUGGGAUAGGAGGUGCAGAAGCUCCAUCCAAAUCCUUUGCGGGAAGAAGAAUUGGGGAUCCACCGUAGCCGGGAGUUUGCACCAGCAAAGAAAAACAAAGGAGGAGGGAAAACUCCAGGAACUGAAACCAGCAGCAACCUUUUCCCAGCAACCAAGCAAGCAGCCCACAGGCGCGCACGCACAGCUUUGCAGCAGGGUUAAAAGCGGGCGGCAAGAAACUGACCAGACUCGUCAUGGCUCCUAGUCAAUUUCAGCUUUGCAGUGCCACCAGACAGAAAAGCCGGCUCUGGAAGGAGAAUCUGCUGUUUCUGGGGUGCACCUUAUGGGUUUCUCUUUGCCCCCCCAGAUGUGCUGCUUUUAAUCUGGACACUAAAUUCUUGGUGCUCAAGAAAGGCAAGACUCCGAACAGUUUCUUUGGAUUCUCCGUUGCUCUCCAUCAUCAAACGAAUCCGCAAAGAUACCUGCUGCUUACCGGAGCUCCCCGUGAUGUGGACAGUGAGAAUACCACACGGGUUGGUGCCAUGUAUGCUUGCCCACUGAGUGCUGACACUGGAGACUGUCAACGGGUGGACUUUAAAGUGGAAAGCGAACCCCAAAAUAAUAUCGUGGAAGACAUGUGGUUGGGAGUGACAGUAGCAAGCCAGAGAAUGACUUCUGGGAGAGUGAUGGCUUGUGCUCACCGUUUCACCAGGAUCUUGUGGGCUGGCUCUGAAGACCAGAGACGCAUGGUGGGGAAGUGUUACAUCCACGGCAAUGACUUGCGCCUUCACGAGGAUGAUGUGUGGCAGACAGACGGGAAUGAGAUGUGCAAUGCCAACACCGACUUUGAGAAGACGGGCAUGUGCCAGAUGGGCAUCAGUAGUGGAUUCACCACGGACAGUGUUUAUUUUGGAGCUCCUGGUGCCUACCACUGGCAAGGCACAGACUACGUGAUCCAACAAGGGAGUGAAGCAUGGGAACAAACUAGUUUUGAGUAUGAAGAUCAAAGGAAGGAUGGCCACCACUAUUUGGGUUAUACCAUUGAGGCAGGAGCUUCAGUGCUGCACAGUCAAAUCAUCACUUUCAUCUCGGGGGCUCCCCGUUACAAUCACACUGGGGCUGUCUUCCUGAUGGCUACUGCCUCUAAGAUCCUUCAGGCAAAUCUGAUGCUUUAUGGAGAGCAAGUGGGUUCCUAUUUUGGCAGCGCCAUUGCUCUGGCUGACCUCAACAGUGACGGGUGGCAGGACUUGAUUGUUGGAGCACCAUACUAUUUUGACCGGAAGGAGGAGAAGGGUGGAGCUGUCUAUGUGUACAUGAACCAUGAUGGGAUGUUCCAUAGCAGCCCCACCAUCACCCUGACAGGCCCCAAAAAUUCCACGUUCGGCUUCGCCAUCGCUAACAUUGGGGAUGUUGACCAGGAUGGUUUCCAAGAUAUUGCCAUUGGAGCUCCAUUUGAGGGCUCAGGGAAGGUGUACAUCUACCACAGCAGUGUGGGGGGGCUUGUUGAUAAGCCCCGGCAGAUCAUUAGUGGGGAAGACAUCGGCUCUGGCAUCAAGACCUUUGGCUACUCCUUCAGUGGUGGCAUGGAUGUAGAUGAGAACUCCUACCCUGAUCUCCUGGUGGGGACCCUCUCUGAGAACAUUGUCCUGCUCAGAGCCCGUCCUGUGGUCAACAUCUUAAACAAGACCUUUACAGUUACCCCAAGCAUGCUGGACCCAACCAGAUGUACUGAGGACUCUUGCAUCAAGGUGCAGCUCUGCUUCUCCUAUUCCCAAAGUGCUGGAGAUCCCAAGUAUAAAGAGACUAUCAGGCUGAAUUACGUAGUGGAGGCUGACCGGGGCCGCCGGCCACCUCGUGUCUACUUUGAUGGUACACAGUCUGCCAUCUACAAGGGACAGUUUUCCAUGCCAAACACCAAGUGCCAAACCCUGAAGGUUCUGCUACAGGAUGACGUGCGAGACAAGCUGCACCCCAUUGCGUUUUCCAUUAACUAUUCCCUCGCCGAGAAACCAAUGCGGUUCCAGUUGGGCCCACGUUCCCUUGACGCCUUUCCUGUCUUGAAUGAGGAUCAGUCCCAGCAGAAUCAGACUGAGAUUCAGUUCCAGAAGGAAUGUGGAACUGAUAACAAAUGCAACAGCAACCUGCAGAUUGCGGCCUUCUUUGCCAAUGAACAGAACCAGAUGCUGCCCAGGCGGGAUGGCAUGCAGGUGCUGCAGUACAGCCGCGAAGUCAAGAAACUGAACCUGAACAUCACUGUCACCAAUAUGCCGACAACCCCCAUCAACGGGGAGGAUGCUCACGAGGCCAUCCUCAAUAUCACCGUUCCGCCAUCUCUGCGGCCUUCCUCUGUCCGGCCGAGUGGGGCUUGCAGAUUUGAGGAAAAGACGGUGAUGUGUGAACUAGGCAACCCCUUCAAGAAGAAGCAGCGGGCAGAGCUGACUAUCACAUUUGAAGUUAUUGGAAUUACUCUGAACACCCAGGAUGUCACCGUCCAGGUGGAGCCUUCCACGAUCAGCUACCAAGAAAAUCUGAUGCCAGUAUCAGCAGUCCUGAUGGUGGAUUAUACCGUGGAAGCGUCUCUGACCAUAACCCAACGGAGGCUCCAGUCAUAUUUUAGUGGGACAGUCAUGGGUGAGUCAGCGAUGAAAAGUGAAGCUGAUGUGGGCAGUCCCAUCCAAAUUGGCUUCAAGGUGACCCAAAAGGGUGAACCUUUGGAUUCCCUGGGAACAAUUGUGUUGGGCUUUGAAUGGCCUUAUGAAGUCAGCAAUGGGAAAUGGCUGCUGUAUCCUACGGAAAUUCUGGUCCAAGGGAAUAAGACCUGGCGCUGUGAACCCCCCGGGCAGGUCAUCAACUACCUCAACCUCACACUCGACAGUAGCAGCACCUCGAGACGGAGGAAGCGCGAACUGGCGGCAUCUCCAGACGCUGAGCUUCCUGUCACCUUGGCAGCUUCAAAGAAAGCCAAGUCAGAAACGUCACUGAGCUGUUCGAAAGGAACGUCUCGCUGCAUCUGGUUUGAGUGCCCGCUAUGGGACGCUGGAUCCUCUACACGUGUGAUCGUCCGAGCCCGGGUCUGGAACAGCACUUUCAUUGAAGAUUACAACAACUUUGACCGUGUGAAGGUGGAUGGGCAAGCUACACUGUUCCUCAGGACAAAUAGUUCCACCAUCAACAUGAAAAACCACACUGUGGGGUUCUAUGUGGACAUAGAUUCCGAGCUGAGCGAUGAGCAGCCGGCUGAGAUUGAGCUGUGGCUGGUGUUGGUUGCUGCUGCUGCUGGACUUCUGCUUUUGGGGCUCAUCGUCUUACUGCUGUGGAAGUGCAACUUUUUCAAGCGAACCCACUACUACCGAAUCAUGCCCAAGUACCAUGCCAUUCGGAUCCGGCAGGAGGAACGUUAUCAGCCAGCCGGUGGCUUUCUGCCUCCAAAGCACAAGAAGCAGUGGGUGACAAACUGGCAAGAGACGGGGAGAUACUACUGAUGCCUGCUGCCUUCUUCCCUGUCCUCCUCUCUCCUCAUGGGCUGCAUCGCUUUCUUCUGUAAAUAGUGCUGGACCAACAAAGGAACUGCUAUUUAAACCUAAAUUAUAUGACCCAGGUUUGGUGGUGACCCAAAGCUUUCUCCAGAAACUGUGAUCUUAAGGAGGAACUGAUCCUGCACGAUGAACCCGCUAGGCAUAUGUGAAACAAUGCAGUGAGUGGAUCACGAGGCACAAAGGGGCAAUUUUUUCAUAUGCACUGGUGAAUGCCUUUCUCUCCCCCCACCCCCAGGGCUCUUAGAAUUAUAUUUCUGUGUGACAACAGGUAUGGAAUCAGUGUAACUUUGCACUGGAUAUAUGUCCCAUCGUGGCAGCACCUAGGUUCUUACUUCAGUAACUAGAGACAAAGCCCUUCUUUCUCACAGCUGGUUUCUUGUGCACAGUUGCAAUUUCACCAGAUUAUUUUUAUUUAUAACGUUUGUGCUCCACGGUUCCUCCAAAGAGCUCAGAGCAGCUUCCGUAAGGCUCACAGGUGGUCUUGCAGCUCACAGGACCAAACCUGCCUAAUCUGCCUGGCUUCAGCAGCACAGAACAGUGUCAUGUGCCUUCAAACCAUUCCCUGUGCUCUUCGGAAAGGCUCCCCUUGCCCAUGCCUGCACUGACGCAAGCUCUUGUUUAUUCAUAGAAUAAGAUUAUGUGCCUAUCCAUGUCUUCAGUGCAUGAGUCCUGGAAAGUCACUGCUGAAUACACACUCUUUUUUUUUUUUUUGUAAAGCCAUGCUUUCUUGCAGACUUGUGUAUGAAUACUGCUGUAUAAGAAACACUUGUGCAAGGCACUUGGAUUGCCAUUGGCGCCUCACCAGCAUCCACUCUAACAGAAAUGCAUGCUAAGCCGCAGCUUUUAGUGCAUCUGCUCCAGAGGCACUUAUGCAAGGUCACUUGUGUGUAAUCACCCUUACUUGUGCAAGGGUGGUCAUUUGAUUUUGCUCAUGCAGCUGUGUGAGGUCACUUGCCAAUGCAGAUGUGUACAUGCAAGGUUACCUGCGGUUGAUUUGAAUGCACACAUGUUUGUUUUCUUUUCACACAGUUGCUUAUUCACUUUUCCUUGCUGACGACCAUGGUUUUUUAUGAUAAGAGCCAUUUCUCAUUUUCCCAAAAGCCUCAUUGUGAAAUUACAUGUCUUCUGGAGAAAUGGAUAAAUAGACCUCUCACUAGAAGUCCUAUUCACAUGCUGUGUUCAACACACAUGCAAUCUGUGUACAGUGUGUACAUGUACAGACCUGUACGCAUGUAUUCACAUGUUCAAUGCAUGUACUCACAUGUUCAACGCAUGUACAACCACAAGUACAGCAGCACCCUUCCUAUCUAUACCAUGCAUUUGAGGGACCUGUACCCAGUUUUGCUUUUAAAAUGAACGUAUGUACAAUCAUUCACACAGAAACAUGUACAUGUGUAUGGACACUUGAACACGCAGCAUAAUGUCUGGGGACUAUAGCUGCCUCUCUUCAUACUGAUGAACAGUAAACACUGGAUGUAUUGCCACUGGAGUUUCUAUAGAGUUGAAACUACUGAACUUUGUAUUAGUCACUGGUUUUGUGUGUUUCUUUUGUUUCAUGUACCUCCCCUCUCAUUCUUCAGAGCAAAGGGGUGGUUUUACUACUACUGUGGUUCUGCUUCUAAUCUAUGGAGUAAAAAGAAGUUUUCUGGGUUUGAAAUGCAGAGGGGGUGCAGAUGUUUUUACAUUCUCUCUGAAAUGACGUGAAAGUCAUUUGCUGCGCUUUGGGGAGUGCUGGGGGAGUGUGAGAGGGCUCUGGCCAAAUGGAUUAAGAUGUUUUAAUCGGAAUGUUCAUUUGAAUUAGAGAUUGGCCCUGGCAUCUGUUUUCAAUGUCAGUGUCCCUCAGUGGAAUAUUUAAGUCAAUAAUAAAAUAGUGCUUGACUCUGAGCCUUUCUUUCACUCCUGAGCAAUUGCCGCCAACUCCCACCUGCAUGAGAUGGGGGAUGAUGAGCUUCCAGGUCAGAGAAAGCAACUAAAAGGCAGGCUUGAGGCCUAACAGCUCCCAUCUUGGACAAUACGCAGUACCUGAAACUGAAAGUGGGAGGAAGCACUGCCUAGAAGCUGCUUGCUGUCAAAGGAAGGCAAAAGGGCAGAGCCUGUCCCCCACCCACUGGCUACAGAUUCUCCACACACAUUAGAAUGGGGGAGGGUUUGGGGGCAACUUCUUCUAUGUAUGCCAAAACUUGGUGGUGCCAGUCUUUCCUAAAAAGCACUCCCCUUUCAUACCUGUGGCAGUUGGAAAGUACAUGUGCAUGAGUACUUAAAUUGCUGUUCAGUUUGGAACAGCCCUCACAUGUCUGAGAAUGAAUGAAGCUAGUUUUGCAUUUAGGGACCUUCUGAACCCAUCUCUGUUUUCAAGGUUCAUUUUUAAACAUUCAGAGAGCAUUGGCUGACAUUCUGGAUUUCUAAUGUGUGGUCACUCAUGCCUUAACUUGUCACAGUCCCUGUCUGUCAUGCAAGGGUGGUUGUUGCCAUGGUUCCCUGCACAAAAUUGGUCCCACACUGAAGCAAAGUUGGGAAAAGCAAAAGCUCCCUUUAAAGCUUUUCCUUCCUUCCACAUGUCUCACAGGCAAGGAAACCAGGAUGUUAACCAUGCAUUCAGUUUUAAAGAGACCAGCUACAUCAUAUCUGCCCUCUGCUUAUCCUUCCCCAUCUCCCAGCUGUAUGUAUUAAAUUAUUAAGAAUGUACCUAUCUAUAACUAUGUAUAUAAAUAAAUAAAUAUAUAUAUAUAUUUGUUGCUCACUAAAAUUUAUCACUGUUUAUGGUACUGGAGAGCUUGAGUCGUUGUGCCUUGGUUGUAAAUAAGCUUGAAUUCUUAUUUUAUGAAUAAAAAAAGUCUCCAAU
Messenger RNA from Hemicordylus capensis (graceful crag lizard), 6468 nucleotides. RefSeq names its product integrin subunit alpha 3 (gene ITGA3). Lineage: Eukaryota; Metazoa; Chordata; Lepidosauria; Squamata; Cordylidae. Bases 345 to 3572 code for a protein of 1075 amino acids. Gene Ontology annotation, molecular function: integrin binding. The record is from RefSeq and is a predicted model, not a curated record. Gene Ontology annotation, cellular component: integrin complex; external side of plasma membrane. Gene Ontology annotation, biological process: cell-matrix adhesion; leukocyte migration; cell adhesion mediated by integrin. The transcript has 25 exons.